ACCAACACACUUUCAGCGGAGAGUUCCAUCCGAUCGCGAUAUCUUUAUUCGGGACAGGUAACUCACAGUGAGGUUGUGGAUAAGGCGGGCAUCCUACAGGUGCUACUUAUUAUAUAACUAACGGUGGAACCAAGGCGUGCUGUCCUUUUUAGUUUGUCUCGGAGUACGAAAGGUGGAAAUAUGAGCUAGUUGGCGUUCUGUGGGGUUACCUUAAGAUCAUCAUCUCUUGCUGUUUUACAGUCAUCGUUAACUUAUCACAGAUAUCGUCAUUCCAGAGAAAGUCUACAACCAUAGCAACAACUUUAGCAUGGCUGACGGCGGCAGAAUUCAAGCGAAGUUUCGGCGUGAAGGGGGAAAACCGUCUAAGCGGCGUUUUAGUUAUGAAGAGAUUGAUAAAGGGCAAUCAUGUUUACGAUGUGGCGACCGUUGUCAAGGAUUUAGCUUACACAAAUGGAGAAAUGCCUGUACCAAUUGUGGUUGUAUGAGGGAAGAUCAUGAUUUAAUACACGAUAACCUAGUCACAGUAUGUGAAAGGUUAGGCUUAGAGCUCAAGGACCACAAUGAAACAGAAAGAACUAAAGAGGGUGCUAUAUCUCUUGGCUAUUCAUGGACACCAGCCGGUCUUUCAGCUUCUAAGGUGGAAGAAUUUAUGAAUUCCUUACCUAAUCCUAUUAUACCAAAGUUACAUUCAGCCGGAGAGAAAUAUCGGGAUCGUCAACUUAUUUUGCAGAUACCAAAGCAAGACCUAGCACCCGAAUAUUGUCGACAUUUAAACGAUUCUGUUGCCAGAGAGAACUUUUAUCAGUUUUUGGAUAUUAGAGAUGAGACGGCAUUUGGGUUAGCUAGAGUUGAAGAUUACCUAACAGAUGAUAAGCCCUGUUCCAGGUGUGGUAAGGAUGUUGAGGCAGGUGAGAUUGGACUGUACGUGGACAGCAAACAGGAGGAAGCCUGUUGGCAUCCUGCAUGCUUCACGUGUACGACGUGCGAAGAAAUCUUAGUGGACCUUGCUCACUUUGUUAAAGAUUCUCAGAUAUACUGUGAACGCCAUUAUGCAGAGCUUAUAAUGCCUCGCUGUGCUGGAUGUGAUGAGUUGAUUUUUUCGGGAGAGUACAUCCGAGCCAUGAAUGAGAAUUAUCACAGUGGUCACUUCUGCUGUCACAAUUGUGACAAGACGUUAAGUGGUCAUCGCUACAUUCUACGAGAAGAAAACCCGUACUGUAUUGGCUGCUACGAGGAUGUGUUCGCCAAUAUUUGUGACGAAUGUGGAGACAAAAUUGGAACAGACUCAAAGGAUUUAUCGUACAUGGAUCGCCAUUGGCAUGAGUCCUGCUUCUUUUGUGCUAUGUGUAAAAAAUCACUGGUUGACAAAUCGUUUGGAACCAGAGACGAGAAGCUGUAUUGUAAUAAAUGUUUUGAAGACAACUUUGCCACGAAGUGUAAUGGAUGUGGACUUUGCUUUAAACCAGGUACUAAAAAGAUGGAGUACAAAGGCAAAGAAUGGCAUGAUAAAUGUUUUAAAUGUAAAAAUUGUAGUGAACCAAUUGGAACCCGCAGUUUUAUUCCAAGAGAUGAAGUAAUAUAUUGCCUAGCGUGCUAUGAAGAUAAAUUUGCCACCAAGUGUAAAGGAUGCAAAUUGGUUAUUUCUGAUGGUGGUGUGACUUACAGAAAUGAACCGUGGCAUCGAGAGUGUUUCAUUUGCAGCGGUUGCAAGAUCUGCCUUGCACGUGAAAGGUUCACCUCCCGUGAUGACAAACCGUAUUGCACUAAUUGCUAUGGUGAAAUGUUUGCGAAGAAAUGCUGUGGCUGUAAAAGGCCUAUUACCGGAAUUGGCGGCACUCGAUUUGUAUCAUUUGAGGAACGACAUUGGCAUAACGAUUGCUUCAACUGUAAACGAUGUGAUUCGUCACUGGUGAAUCAAGGUUUCAUGACCGAGAAUGAUGACGUUAUUUGUGCUAAAUGUGGACAGGAUUUGUAAAGCUUAUGCGAAUCAAAUCUUUACCUAUGAUAGAUUAUCGGAAGUCGAAGUUCAACCUUGUAUAGUUAAGUCAAGAGAUCUUGGCUUAUAUAAUGUUAACACUAAUUUUGUGUUAAUUAGUAUCUUUUAAUUAAUGAAAAGGAAUGUUGAUUUUUGCACGAUAACGAUGUUUGAUGCACGUGUGACAAUGCGUUCACAUUUCAUGGAGAGUUCGUUGCCUGUAGAGCAUUUGAAGAAUGUUUGUACUGUAGAAAUUUGACCAAAAUGCCAAAUUUUGAAUCUUUUACAAUUUUAUAGUUACCAUUACAAACUAGAUAUUGAAUAUGACUGUUGAAACCACAGAAACAGUCCGGUUGCUCAGAUUGUCAUCCGUAAAAUAUUCGUACCAAGUUUGUAAUAGAAAAGAAAAUUAUACACUGUUAUAAGUCAACCUGUAUAUUUGUGGAGUGUUUCCUGCAAUUAGGUUAAAUUAAUAUUAGCAAUGUAUAUUUAUCAGCUUAAGGCAUGUAAAAAUUUGAUGUGUUCCCUUGUUUCUUUUUAAAAGAAAUUUCCAAAAAUUACGCAUUGAUUUUACAGUAUUUCAAAUUAUGUGUUUGCCAUCAAUUUUAUACAUAAUUCUUAGUAUGUAGUCAAUAAAGUCUACUGCUAAAUAUAAAUAUUUGUGCUGAAUAUGAUCAAAACAUCCACUACAGUAUAUACAAAGAAGUGGAUCUUUUAUAUGUUUUUUCAUCUUUGCAUUAUGUUUGGGAUAUAAUUAAUGUUGGCUAUUUAAAAUUGGUAAUGUUCGUCUCCAUAUUCAUCAUCAGUAUAACUUAAAGAUGGGACCCCAAUGUUGUUUUAGAAUAGUGAGGACAGUAAUAAUUCUAGCAUUGUUAAUACUGUAAUGCAUUUAGCAUUUUUAAUAUAAUACUUAAAAAUCCCCAUGUGUUCUUCCAGUAAUUACAGUUUGAUGUUAAAUUAUACAGCCAAAUCUUGUAUAGUUGUAGUUCAUUUGCAGUCAUUAAUAUGACAAUAAAUUAGAAAUGUAAAACA
Anneissia japonica is the source of this 3007-nucleotide messenger RNA. Its product is annotated as prickle planar cell polarity protein 3-B-like. The record is from RefSeq and is a predicted model, not a curated record. Lineage: Eukaryota; Metazoa; Echinodermata; Crinoidea; Comatulida; Comatulidae. The transcript has 10 exons. Gene Ontology annotation, molecular function: zinc ion binding. The coding region runs from base 308 to 1975 and encodes 555 amino acids.